Messenger RNA from Didymodactylos carnosus, 726 nucleotides. Lineage: Eukaryota; Metazoa; Rotifera; Eurotatoria; Philodinida; Philodinidae. The record is from the annotation of a GenBank genome assembly.
AUGGUGAAUAUACAAACAAAACUUAAGAUAUUUAAUAUUCAAGAAGUAAGAUUUUAUGCUACUAAUGUAUUUGUAAACGUAUCAUUGGAAAAUGAACAUUGGUCCGGAAUGAACUUGAUAAUCAAUUCGGAUGUAAUUGAUUUUGUUACGGAUAAACCAAAUACGAAAAUAAAAGUAGAUUUAACAGGAAAGAAAGGUGCCGAUGGCGCAAAUGGUAAAGACGGAUCACAUGGAAAACGAUGUGUCGAAGAUGGAUUGGAUGGUGUACCUGGUGAAAAUGGUCAAGUUGGUGGAAAUGGUGGAAAUAUUUGUUUUGUUACUAAUAAAUAUUUCAGAGAACAAGAGAAUAUAGAAAAAUUGAUUACAUCUGGAGGCGAGGAUGAUAAAGGUGGAAAUGGAGGACAUGGAGGUAAUGGCCAUGAUGGAAAGAAUGGCGAUCCUAAGGGCGAACUUGGUAUACCAGGUGGAGAUAGAGGUGAUGCAGGUUUAGGCGGAUUUGGUGGACGUGCUGGUGAGGUUCAUAUAGAAGAAAAUAGAAAGAUUAUUCACGAUAAUUGUGAACUUGUUGACAAAAUCGAAUCAAUCGAUAAAUCGAAUAGAAGUGCAGAACAUGGAAAACCUGGUGAAGAUGGAAAAGGUGGUGUAGGAGGAUAUGAUGGUGUAAGUUCUGAAGUGAAAAUUUUAUUUAUGUAUAUAUUGGAAGUAGUUAAUUUACAUGCAAUUUGA